Phragmites australis (common reed) is the source of this 1107-nucleotide messenger RNA. RefSeq names its product protein RDM1. The transcript is spliced from 4 exons. The record is from RefSeq and is a predicted model, not a curated record. Bases 145 to 843 code for a protein of 232 amino acids. Gene Ontology annotation, cellular component: nucleus. Lineage: Eukaryota; Viridiplantae; Streptophyta; Magnoliopsida; Poales; Poaceae.
UUGGAAGCCCAAAGGGAGGUCAAGCGGUCGAGGGUUUCGACCACGGAUCUCACGACGCCUCCGGCGCCGGCGACCUCAUCCUCGUACGCCCCCUCGCCGCCGAUUCGUCAACCUCCAGUCAGGUGUCGUCGCUGUGAUCUAGAAAUGAAGAGGGCGGCGCCGUCGGAGGAGCCCCAGGACGUGUCUUCCGACGACUCCCCGAGCUGCGGUUCCGGAGACGAGUCCGGGAAGGGGAAGGGCCGGAACGCCUUUGGGCUGCCCAACGCCUCCAAAGCUGUUGUGGCCGCAGAAGAUACGAACAAGGCAAGGCCACGGGAGGAGCCCCAGGAGGUGUCUUCUGACGACUCCUUGAGCUCAGAUUCUGAUGAUGAGGCCGGGAAGGGGAAGGGCACGAACGCCUUCAGGCUGCCCAACUUCUCCAAAGCUGCUGCAACAGCGGAAGCAUCCAUGUCAAAGAAGAAGAAAUCUGGUGGCUUGGAUUUCAGUGCUUUGAGCCGGCAUGGGUACCAUGGUGGCCCAUCUGUCUUGACGGUUCGCCCUCCGCAGGAGGAACCUAACUGGUCUUGGUCCACUGGGAAAGACCGCGAUGACAAAGAAGAUGCACAUGAGUCCUAUGAAGAACGGGAGCGCACGAGGGCUGCCGUCACUGAAGGAGAGAAGCUUAUCGGUGUGCAUAAUGCGCAGCCAAGCCAGUUACUAGAUAAAGACAAGAAGAGUGCUUCCUUCUCACAGAAGGAGAAGCGGAAGAGGGACCGGGGGCAGGCCAGCAGGGGGAAGAACUACGUCGAGGAGGAGAAGCGGCUCCUGAGGGGGAGUGGCGUCUACUCUGGCUUUGAUACUUGACAGUACCUGGUACAAAUGCAGUUACACUACUAAAAUGUGUGCCUACAGAGGAUUAUCCUUGCUUUUAGCUUUCAUUGUGUGCAUAGUGUCGCCGGAAAGGCGACUUGUGGUUGUGGGUCGGUGGGUGUGGUGGGGCUUGCUAGCGUUGAGUUCAAUUUGGACUGGCCUCGAUGUUGCAACUCAAGUACGAGUAGUACUGCUACCAUCUAUCUGUACCUCAUUGCUUGCUGUUUUCUCUGAAGGACUUUUUAGAGAGUUCCGAUA